This is a messenger RNA of Pelobates cultripes (western spadefoot toad), 387 nucleotides long. The record is from the annotation of a GenBank genome assembly. NCBI's taxonomy places the organism in Eukaryota, Metazoa, Chordata, Amphibia, Anura, Pelobatidae.
AUGAUAAAGAUUUCACCCCCCUCCCUCAUUCCAUACACUUACCUGGUCCUGGGAGCUCCUCUCUCUUUCCUCCCGCAAGGCCGUCUGCAAAGAGCACUGGGAGGAACUGUCGUUAUCGCAUAUGAUCUCACUUCCUCGCAGCACUGGGAGGAGAGGGAGGGCUGCCACUCGCACAUCUCUACCGGUGGGCAGCAAAUGGGGGCCCGCGGCGCUGGCAUUGUGGGGAAGCCAGCAGAUCAUCUCUUGACUAAUAUGGGGCCCAGCUCAUUCCGGGACAUUACAUUGUCCCGGAAUGAAGGUGCCCGGGACCCCGGACAGACCCACAAAAUGCAGGAUUGUCCUAGGCGAUCCGGGACAUGUGGGCACCCAAUAACACAAGUGAUAUGA